CCCUCCUCUGAUUCAUGACGCAAACCAGGAAACAAAUGGUAAGAUUCACUUUCAUAACAACAAAACCAGGACAGCUACCGAGUGAAACAUUGGGAACACUGGGAGUACUUGCUGCUCCUGAUUCCACCCAGUGAACAAUUGUUUUACAAGAACAAGGACUCAAAGAGAAAGUAAUUUCCAGGGAGCAGGAAAUCACUGAUUUCCUGUUUGAGCUGUCUGCUGCUGUGUUUUCAGCUUUGUUCAGAGACUAAAUGGCUUCCAGACUAGAGGAGGAUCUCUGCUGUCCAGUCUGUCACAACAUCUUUAAAGAUCCCGUCAUCCUGCCAUGUAGCCACAGCUUCUGUAAAGACUGUCUGCAGAGCUGGCGGAGAGAGAAACUAACCCAUGACUGUCCAGUUUGUAGGAGAAGAUUUUCAAAGGAUCCACCUCCCAACUUUGAGUUAAAGGACCUGUGUGAGUCCUUCUUACAGGAGAGAGGCCGUAAAGCUUCCAAGCUUCUCUGCAGUCUCCACUCCAAGAAGCUCAUACUCUUCUGUCUGGACCAUCAGCAGCCAGUGUGUGUCGUCUGCAGAGACUCAGAAAAACACAGUGAGCACAGGUUCAGACCCAUUGAUGAAGCUGCACGACAACACAAGAAGGAACUGAAGGAAACUCUGGAGCCUUUAAAGGAGAAGUUAAAGGUUUCUGAACAAGUUAAAGUGAAGUUUGAUCAAGCAACAAAACACAUUCAGGUCCAGGCCCGACACACAGAGAGGCAGAUUAAGCAGCAGUUUCAGAAGCUUCACCGGUAUCUAGAAGAGGAAGAGGAGGCCAGGAUGGCUGCACUGAGGGAGGAAGAGGAGCAGAAGAGUCAGAUGAUGAAGGAGAAAACGGAGGCUCUGAGCAGAAAGAUAGCAGCUCUGUCAGACACAGUCAGAGCCACAGAGGAGCAGCUGAGAGCUGAAGACCUCUCAUUCCUGCACAGCUACAAGGCUGCAGUGGAAAGAGUCCAGCAGCGCCCCCUGCUGGAGGAUCCACAGCUGCCCUCAGGAGCUCUGAUAGACCAGGCCAAACACCUGGGCAACCUGGCCUUCAACAUCUGGAACAAGUUGAAGGACAUGGUCUCCUACACUCCUGUGGUCCUGGAUCCAAACACUGCUGAUCCAACAUUUGUCUCAUCUGAUGAUCUGACUGGUGUGACAGCAGGACAGAGACGGCAGCUGCCUGACAACCCAGAGAGGAGUAAAGACCUCUUCUCUGUCCUGGGCUCUGAGGGCUUUACCUCAGGAACUCACAGCUGGGAUGUCGAGGUUGGAGACUGUACACACUGGUCACUGGGUGUGUUAGAGUCUGUCCAGAGGAAGGAAAGCGUAUAUGGAUUAUGGACAAUAUGGUUCUGUGUAAAUAACUACAGAACAUGCUCCCCAUCGAAUCCAUGCACUCUCCUCUCAGUGCAGAAGAAGUUCCAGAGGAUCAGGGUGACUCUGGACUGGAACAGAGGAAGUCUGUUGUUCUCUGAUCCCGAUACGAACACACACAUACACACCUUCACACACAGGUUCACUGAAACACUGUUUCCAUACUUUUGGACCUGGAAUAACUUUCCAUUGAAGAUUUUACCACUGGCGGUCGCUGUGACUGUAGAACAACACAUAUAGGCAAUGGAUCAUUGGCAAUGAUCUGCUGAUUCAGUUCGUGAUGAUUCAUUUGCUUCAGAUGCUGUGUCUCAGGAACAAACCCCAAAACACUAAUCAGGCCAUGAUGAUCCUGAUUUAAUAUCACACAAGGGGCACCAUGGGAGUUGAAGCAGGUUGUAAAGUCAGGGUCUGAUUUAAUACAGCAGAUUCUUGCAGCCAAAACAAAUGCAGUCUGAUACAGUGGCCCUAAAACAACGGCGUCCUUCAUGAUGGUUGUAAUGUUCAGUUUGCUGCAGUGUUUCUGACAUUUUAUCUGACCCAUUCAUAUCAGUGAGUGCAGGCUAAAUAUUAAUACAAACACUGAUAAACCUAUGAUCAGAAAUGCGACACAAACCACUCAUUGCUCAAUGCUAAGCUUGUUUUUCCUUAAUUUUUUUUUGAUUGACACAGUUCUUUUAUUUUGAAAAAUGGAUCCAGUUUUAGAAAGCUGCU
Molecule: messenger RNA, 2108 nt
Organism: Monopterus albus (swamp eel)
Lineage: Eukaryota; Metazoa; Chordata; Actinopteri; Synbranchiformes; Synbranchidae
Product: tripartite motif-containing protein 35-like
Exons: 1
Coding region: 252-1637 (461 amino acids)
Biological process (GO): protein ubiquitination
Molecular function (GO): zinc ion binding; ubiquitin-protein transferase activity; protein binding
Source: RefSeq, a predicted model, not a curated record